Molecule: messenger RNA, 1281 nt
Organism: Plenodomus lingam JN3
Lineage: Eukaryota; Fungi; Ascomycota; Dothideomycetes; Pleosporales; Leptosphaeriaceae
Source: RefSeq, a predicted model, not a curated record
AUGUCUCAGCCGAGCACACAAUGCAACGAUGCUUCUCUUGAUCCUUUCUUUCUAUCAUUCAACCACGAACAUCAGCAGCAACUUCCAAGUCGAGCGGAACUAGAAGAACUGUUCAGUUCAAAUAGAUCAGAGCCAAACCCCAUUUCAUCGAACAACAGCGAAGUGUUCAAUGACCUGGACUUCUCUUUCGAUGAUGCGUCGCUCGCUCAGAUCAACUCGUCGACACCUUCAUCGAUUUCAACGCCAGACUGGUCGACAUACAGCUUCGGCAAUUCAGGCCUGAGCUAUCCUACGCCUGAGCCAAAUUCACCACACCCAUAUCCGCUUGACGUCAAGCAGUCCUCCGACAGCCCUGCAAAUACGCACCUAUCGCUUCACAACAGUCGCCCCCCUCACCUGCGCUCAAAUACAACCACCACAUGCCCUCCGCCAGCACAACCCUACGUGCGUCGUCGGUCACUGAGCCAGGGCGAUGCAGAUCGCAUUGCUGCUGCAAACACGAUACCGAAUCCGACAUUUGUCCGCCUCCAAGCUCCGCGUUCUCGAUCAACCACACCGGAAGAGAAGAAAAGGUGCAGCCCGUAUGCACAACAUGGUCGCAGUGCUAGUCAGGGGCUCGGCCCACGAGGUCGCCCUUUGAAACAGCCGACAACACCACAUGGACGGCACGGAAGCCCACUGAUCGGAGGAAUGUUCUCAACUCCAAUUGGAACCCCCUUGGAUGACGUGAUGGAGGUUGAUGAUUCUGGAUACACCGCCAGUUCGCGCAGCUUUAGUCGGUCAUCACACCACGCACAGGGAGCCACGAGUUCCUCGGCUCGUCACAAAAAAGACGGGGCUCCCGUCUUCAAACGUCUGAUGCGUCCUGAGGACCUCGCAAAGAGCAGACACAUUAUACAGAUUGGAGCCAUGGCCACCAAGACAGCUCCCGUCCACCUCGACCCCAAUCUGCAAGGUAUCUCACCAUCUGCCUCCCACCACGACCGCAUUCUCAAAAAACUCGACGAUAUCGAGCACCAUCUUCGUCUGGAGAACGGAGGCAACGCCGAUGCGCUGCGCGGAUGCACAAUGAUACGCGAAGCGUUGGCUAAAAAGAUGGAGAUGGAACACACCAUCAUGUACGGUGAGAAGAAGGGUAAAGACGAUGCUCUGGAUGCACCUAGUACCGUGUUUAGUGAGAUGGGGUGUAGUUUCCUGGGUGGAGGUGACGACGACAAUGAACUGAUGAAGCUGCUCAUGCAGGAAACUAAGCAGGCGGACUGCAAGCAUGAUGGGGAGUAG